UGCUAUUGUGUGUGCUGUUCUGUGCUCGUUUUGCGUAUUAACCCGGAGGCCAAACGGAACCCACGAUGGCCGCGAAUUUUCCACCCGUACCGCCCGCGUUGAAGUCCAUCCAGCAUUAUCUGAAGACCGCACAGGAACAUGAUUCGCGCGAUCCAAUUGUAGCCUACUGGUGCCGUCUGUACGGGCUGCAGCUUGGUCUGAAAGUUUCCAACCAGGGAGUGGAAGAACGGAAACUGCUGCUAGCUAUAAUGGACUGGCUGGAAACGACCAAGGGACAGAUGGCGGACAACGAAUCCAUUACGAACGAUGUGGCCGCGCAGGCUUAUCUGGAAAAUUACGCCCUCAAGCUGUUCCUGUACGCAGACAAGCAAGACCGUGCGAGCAACUUCGGGAAGAACGUAGUGAAAGCGUUCUAUACGGCCGGGAUGAUCUACGAUGUGUGUCAGAUAUUUGGCGACCUAACGGAAGAAGUAACACAGAAUCGAAAGUAUGCAAAGUGGAAGGCAUCAUACAUUCAUAACUGUCUGAAAAACGGGGAAACACCCGUUGCGGGCCCUAUGCCUACCGAGGACGACAAAGAAUUUGACCACGAUGCCUUUCUGCCGAACGCGGAUCCACAGCCGGGACCUAGCAAUACUCCUGCACCGCAACAACCUCCCCCAGUAUCAUCGCAACCACCGCCGGCUGGUCCGACCAACUUCAUCACCUCGGACCCGUUCAGCAACGUGAAAGCUCCGACACCGCCGAGUGAACCGGAAAAACCACCGGGAGGCUUCCAACCGUACAUGGGAGGUCCGGUAGCGGGUGUUGUCGGUGCUCCAGUGGAAACGAACCGUUUGGUCUCACCUACUGGCGUGCAGCUGCGGCCGGACCAACUUACCAAAGCACAGAAAUACUGCCGAUGGGCAGAAAGUGCACUCAACUACGAGGAUUUGAAAACGUCGAUCGAUAAUCUCCAGAAGGCGCUACGUCUGCUGCAAACCGGACAGGACGGCUAGGCUCGAUGGGAAUGCCAAGCAUUUCUUUGUUGUUUAAAUACUUUUUUAUCCUAGUAUUCGCGCUUGUAUCUGUACCAUGUACUCAGAGAACUAAUCAACAUUUUGCUUAAUAAAGGAAACAACACGUA
Molecule: messenger RNA, 1126 nt
Organism: Anopheles maculipalpis
Lineage: Eukaryota; Metazoa; Arthropoda; Insecta; Diptera; Culicidae
Gene: Vta1
Product: vacuolar protein sorting-associated protein VTA1 homolog
Exons: 1
Coding region: 66-998 (310 amino acids)
Biological process (GO): late endosome to vacuole transport via multivesicular body sorting pathway
Cellular component (GO): multivesicular body
Source: RefSeq, a predicted model, not a curated record